UGUCCGCAUACUCCGCAUACAUAAAGUAGUGUGAAAUUUUUUUGUACAUUUUGCGUCGCUUUGAAGAAAAACAAAUUUUUUUUGUAAUAAUUAAUUGAAAAUUGUGCAAAAUUAUAAGAAAAAAAUGUAGUACAAUGUAAUUACAUGCGACAACAUAUGAAAUUUGCUAAAAAUUUCCAAGAAUUAAGCGGAAAAAAUAUAUUUAAAAUUUCACUUGACACGAAUCGUUGAAGACAAAUAGCGGCGCUCAAUUUUUUCUUUAUACGUUUUUGUAUAUUUUUGUUCCCCUCCUUUGUGCCGUUUCAAAAGUGAUGUGCUCUCUCGUUUCUCCCGCUUGUUACGGCCAAAAACUAAACCAAGACCAGCAGAAAAAAAUUUUAUAGAAACGAAACACAAAAGAAGAACGAAGAUAAUAAGAAAAAGGAAUCCCAAAUUACAUGAAAUGAAAUAGAACAAAAAAGAAGAAAUGAACGCAGAAGAGUGAAAAAAAGUAGAAAAAAACUUCAACGACGCAUGUCGCUCCUUUUUUAAUGUUUGCGAAUAACAUCGAGGAGUAACAAAUCUAUAAAUUAUUAAGUGCAAAGAAAAUUGAAUGAAAAGCAAUAGGAAUGUUUUUACGCGACCACAUGUAUAGAUCUCAAAUAAAAAUAAAAUAAACUGAAGAAAAAGCAAAUGCACAAAUAUGUUCGCUGUGUUUGUGCCAAUGCGUAUAAGUGUGUAUCUCUGUAUAUUACGUAUGUAAGAAACACAAGUGCUUCAAAAAUGUUUUUGCCUGCAAACUGGCGCUGUCGCAGCCAGAGAGCUGGUGACGUUGGCGUUUGUGGAACGCGUCCAGUGUGUCUCGGCAGUGUUUUUAAAGCAAAUGAUAAUUAACGUUAAGAUAAUGAUGUUCGUUAUGUUGUUAAUAGCAACAAUAUCGUCCACAAUAACGCUGUGUAUUGAGCUCUAAGGCGUUUAUGCUCUUUUCUGUUCCACAUUGUGUACAAAGUGUGUCGUCUAGCAAAACAGAAACAAACUAAACAAAGUGAGGAAAAAAAAAAAACAAAAAUUUUUACAACUUCAACGCAAAAAUAAAAAAAUAAUUAAAAAAAUUAAAUUUCUCAUAACAAAUAAUAAAAUUAAAUAAAUAAAAAAGAGUGUAAGGCUAUUUCUUUUAAGUGCGUACGCGACUGCAUCAAUCGAUAUAUAUGAAAGAAAACACCGAACAAAUUCAGAACUUUUGCACUCCUUUUACACUGCUAAAAAAAGAAAUACUUCCGAAAAAUCUCGUGACUAAAUGUUUUAAAGGAUUAAGUUUUAUUUAUUUCUUCACAAAAAUAUCUGCAGCUUAUGUAUCUAGUGCGGCAGCUGCUGUUGGUGAGGGAAGUGUUAGCGGUGGGGGUCGUCAACGUCACGCUCCACUUUACGGUCGUUUUGUUGUCGAAGAAGAGCUUCCCGCUACACACCGUGAUGUUAUGCAUCAUCGAUCUAGUCCAACGUCUUCAUCUGAAGUGCGUGCCAUGCAAGCACGAAUUCCAACACAUUUUCGCGAUCCCGCAACGGCACCGUUAAGAAAGCUAAGCGUGGAUUUAAUCAAGACCUAUAAGCACAUAAAUGAGGUUUACUAUGCGAAGAAGAAACGUCGAGCACAACAAACCCAAGGCGAUGAUGAUUCUUCAAAUAAAAAGGAACGUAAACUAUAUAAUGAUGGAUAUGAUGACGACAAUCACGACUAUAUCAUAAAACAUGGCGAAAAAUUUUUAGAUCGUUAUGAAAUAGAUUCAUUAAUAGGCAAAGGCAGUUUCGGUCAAGUAGUUAAGGCCUACGAUCAUGAAGAGCAAGGUUUUGUAGCGAUAAAAAUUAUAAAAAAUAAGAAACCGUUCCUAAAUCAGGCACAAAUUGAGGUGAAAUUGCUGGAAAUGAUGAAUCGCGCAGAUGCUGAAAAUAAAUAUUAUAUAGUUAAACUCAAACGACAUUUUAUGUGGCGAAAUCAUUUAUGUUUAGUUUUUGAACUAUUAUCCUAUAACUUGUAUGAUUUAUUACGUAAUACAAAUUUUCGUGGUGUCUCGUUGAAUUUGACACGUAAGUUCGCUCAACAACUAUGUACUGCUUUGCUCUUUUUAAGUACUCCCGAACUGAAUAUAAUACACUGUGAUCUUAAACCCGAAAAUAUAUUGCUUUGCAAUCCGAAACGUUCAGCUAUAAAAAUUGUCGAUUUUGGCAGUUCAUGUCAAUUGGGUCAAAGGAUAUAUCAAUAUAUUCAAUCGCGUUUCUAUCGUUCCCCAGAAGUUCUCUUAGGCAUACCGUAUGAUUUAGCUAUUGAUAUGUGGUCACUGGGUUGUAUUUUAGUCGAGAUGCACACGGGUGAACCCUUAUUUUCCGGUUGUAAUGAAGUCGACCAAAUGAAUAAAAUUGUUGAAGUGUUGGGAAUGCCGCCUAAAUAUUUAUUAGACCAAGCACAUAAAACUCGUAAAUUCUUCGAUAAAAUUGUUUCGGAUGGUUCAUAUGUACUAAAGAAAAGUCAAAAUGGUCGCAAAUAUAAACCUCCUGGUUCAAGAAAGCUUCACGAUAUUCUGGGCGUGGAGACUGGUGGACCAGGUGGGCGGCGGCUCGAUGAACCGGGUCAUUCAUUGGCCGAUUAUUUGAAAUUCAAAGACUUGAUAUUGCGAAUGUUGGAUUUUGAUCCAAAAACACGUGUCACACCGUAUUAUGCCUUGCAACAUAAUUUUUUUAAACGUACCGCAGACGAAAGCACUAAUACGAAUGCGGGUAACUCGGGACCCGCAGGCAGUAUGGCAAUAUCAUCGCCUUCGGUUAGCUCCACCUCAUCAUCGACGGCAGCUGUUGGCGGGCAAUUAGUGCCGACUAGUGCUGUACAACUACAACACACAGAACAGCAACAGGGACAUGGGCUUCUGUCGCUUCCUACAUCGGGUCCACAAUCGAACAGCUUAUGUAGUUUAACUGGUGUUGGUGGUGUAGGAAGUGUCGGUACAGGCAGCAGCAGUAAUAACAAUCAAACGUCAUUACUACGUGGUAGAGGUAGCGGAGCAGGAGCAGGGUUUGAUCAUACAAAUAUUAUGAUGAAGUCCCUAUAUGAAGUGCAACACCACCAACAUCAACCCGUUCUCUUGACGACUCAACCAUCGUUGCACGGUUUAUUGUCACCGCCUUCUAGCAAUUGUACAACCACUAGUGCCGUUCAGUGCGCGAACGCAAAUAGCAACAGCAGUUAUCCCCUUGCCAUGGACUGUGAUCCGCCAUUGCAACAACAACAAACGCAACAGCAGAUGCCACCACCUCCGCCUCCUGUAAUGAUAAGCAAUCAUACAUCAUUAACUGCACGCUUCGGGGUUUGCAGCGGUGAUACUAGUAGUAGCAGUAGUGGUGGUCUCGUUCCUUCGACUUCGCGUUUAAGUUCAAAUUGUGGCUCUAGCAGUCGUUUGCGGCAGACAAACGUCUUUACGGGAGGCCUAAAUAUGCAUCAACAUCAGAAGCCCCAUCAUACGCACCAGUCAAGUGGGGGACCUGUAAGUUCACUAUUAUCAUCCAAUCAACAACUGCCACAUCAACAAAACUAUGCACCCGCUUCAUUACCUCUGGAUUUAGCUAAUCAUCCAUUAACAACAGCAGCUUCUCAUUUAAUGAUAACUGACUCAAGUGUUAUAAGCGCUAGUUUAGCUAGCGCCAGUUCCGGACCUACUUCCUAUGUGAGUUCAUGGCAAACGUCGCCUGCCAACGCACAUAUCUAUGGAUUGCCGCCAUCAGCAGCAGAUAGCUCAGCUUUGCAACAUCAUCUGCAGCAGCAGCAACAACAAUUACAUAUGCAACAACAUCAGCAGCAGCCAAUGCAUAUGAGGAGAAUAGAUAAUAGUGGUAUUCGCUUACCUAUAAAUAAUGGAAACAAUAGUAAUAGCGGAGGAAGCAAUAGCAGCAAUACUAACUCCGGUACCGGUAAUGGUGAUACGUCUUCUCCUAUGAUGGGCGUUUGUGUUCAACAGAGUCCUGUAGUUAUUCAUUAGCUACCUUGUAUGUAUUUCAGUGUACGUGAGAGUGAGUGUCUUUGCUAUGUUUUCUAUUACACUCUUUCAUCCCACUAAAAAACUAUACAUCUCCUUACUUUUCUAUUAUGCUUUAUUAUUUAUAUAUUUUUCAUUGCCGCAUAUACUUGUAAUUAUUAUUAUUUUUUUUUUUACA
Molecule: messenger RNA, 4176 nt
Organism: Glossina fuscipes
Lineage: Eukaryota; Metazoa; Arthropoda; Insecta; Diptera; Glossinidae
Product: serine/threonine-protein kinase minibrain-like
Exons: 8
Coding region: 1188-4001 (937 amino acids)
Biological process (GO): peptidyl-serine phosphorylation; positive regulation of DNA-templated transcription; peptidyl-threonine phosphorylation
Cellular component (GO): nucleus
Molecular function (GO): ATP binding; protein serine/threonine/tyrosine kinase activity; transcription coactivator activity
Source: RefSeq, a predicted model, not a curated record